Plasmodium adleri (nom. inval.) is the source of this 2022-nucleotide messenger RNA. RefSeq names its product acyl-CoA synthetase. The record is from RefSeq and is a predicted model, not a curated record. Gene Ontology annotation, cellular component: membrane; endoplasmic reticulum. Gene Ontology annotation, biological process: fatty acid metabolic process. The transcript has a single exon. Bases 1 to 2022 code for a protein of 673 amino acids. Gene Ontology annotation, molecular function: long-chain fatty acid-CoA ligase activity. NCBI's taxonomy places the organism in Eukaryota, Apicomplexa, Aconoidasida, Haemosporida, Plasmodiidae.
AUGGAUAAGGGUAAUAAUGAAAUAAUAUACUCAGUAAAAAUAAGUGAACCCAAGGACAAGAAUUGUACUGGUAUAUAUCGUCAUCCAGAAUAUAAAGAUAAAUUAUGUGAAAAUUUUGAAGAGAAGGCAUAUAAUAAUAUGUGGGAAUUGUUUGAUACAAUAUCAUCUAAAUUUAAGGAAAGAGAUUGUAUGGGUGUUCGAGAGAAAUUAGAAGAUAAUAAACGUGGUGCUUAUAAAUGGAGAAAUUUUGGAGAUAUAAAAGAAUUAAUAAUAAAGGUAGGUUCUGGUUUGCUUAAUAUGAAUGCAUGUCCAUUAAUUAUGUGUGAGGAUGAAAGGAUUCCAAAGGCUCGUUUUUUAGGUUUAUAUAUGCCGAAUUGUCCAGAAUGGAAUAUAUGUGAUUUAGGUUGUAAUGCAUACAAUAUUAUUACUGUACCUUUAUAUGAUUCUUUGGGUCCUCAAUCAAGUAAAUUUAUAUUAGAUCAAACACAGAUGGAAACUAUAGUAUGUAACAAGACUUGUGCUAGUAAUUUAUUUAAAUCUUUAGAAACAUGCGAAGUAAUAUAUUUGAAAACAUUAAUUUUAGUUGAUGAAGUAGAUGAUGAAAUUAAAAAAGAAUGUAAAAAAUAUAAUUUGAAAAUUAUAUUAUGGCAAGAAUUAAUUAAACAUGGGGAAAAGAAAAUUAUAAAAAUACCACAAGGAAAUUUGAAUAAUAUUUUUUCUAUAUGUUAUACAUCAGGAACAACUGGUUAUCCUAAAGGAGUUAUUAUGACUAAUAGAAAUUUUAUAGGUAUAUUAGCAGCUGGUUAUAUUGGUCCAGCUAGAUUACCAGAUUUAUGUAUUAAUGAAAAUGAUAUACAUAUUUCAUAUUUACCAUUAGCACAUAUAUAUGAAAGAUUAUUGAUUUAUUUAUUUAUGGCUCAUGGUGUCAAAGUUGGUUAUUACUCAGGUAAUGUUCAAACAUUAUUAGAAGAUAUUCAAGAAUUAAAACCAACAUUAUUUAUUAGUGUACCAAGAUUAUAUAAUAGAAUACAUGAAAGGAUAUUUAAUUCUUUAAAGAAAAAAUCAGGUUUAGUUCAAUCAUUAUUUAAUAAAGGUUUACAAAAUAAAAUUAAACGAUUAGGUUCUUCUGGAUCCACAUCUCAUUUAUUAUGGGAUAAAUUAGUUUUCAAUAAAGCUAAAAAAAUUUUAGGUGGACAUGUUAGAGGUAUGUUAAAUGGUUCAGCACCUAUUAGUGUCGAUGUUGUCAAAAAAUUAAAAACUAUCUUUUGUGUACCAUUUUUUGAAGGUUAUGGAAUGACAGAAUCAUUGGGUGCUUCAUUUAUAACACAUUCAAGAGAUCGUAAUAUAGGACAUAUUGGAGGCCCUGUCCCAUGUGUAGAAUUUAAACUUGUAUCUGUUCCAGAAAUGAAUUACUUAGUAACAGACAACCCACCUAAAGGUGAAUUGUAUUUAAGAGGUCCAAGUACAUGCAACCUAGGUUAUUUCAAACUAGAAAAAGAAACAAAUGAAUUAUUAGAAAAAGAUGGAUUUAUUCGUACAGGAGAUAUUGUUUCAUUUAAUCCAAAUGGAUCAUUAACUAUUAUAGAUAGAAAAAAAAAUAUUUUUAAAUUAGCACAAGGAGAAUAUGUAGCUGUAGAAAAAGUUGAAGCAUCAUAUAAACAAUCUUUAUUUAUUAGCCAAAUUUUCGUAUUUGGAUAUUCUUAUGAAUCUGUUCUAGUUUGUAUUAUUUGCCCAUCUACAGAUUCUAUAGAUAUAUGGAGAACUCAAAAGAAAAUCAAAGCAACUGAUGAAGAAGUAAUUAUAUUACCAGAAUUUAAAACUGAUGUUAUUAAUGAUUUAACAUCCAUAGGAAAAAAAGAUGGACUCAAAGGAUUUGAGCAAAUUAAAGAUAUUCAUUUUACUCUUGAGCCAUUUACUAUAGAAAAUGAUUUAAUGACACCCACCGGAAAAAUUAAAAGACAUGAAGCUAAAAAGAGAUUUAAAAAGGAAAUUGAUCAGAUGUAUGAAAGGUUAAAGAAUUAA